AGGUCCAGCUGUUCCUGGGAAAAGUUUUACCUGACCAAGGAAGCACACUACUUCUGUCUGCGACGACUCUCAGCACCAAACUACUUAGCCAUUGUAAAGAACCCAGUCAUGGAGGAGACGGUGUGGGAGCAGUACACCGUAACACUACAGCGGGACUCCAAGAUGGGGUUUGGCAUUGCUGUUUCAGGGGGGCGGGACAAUCCCAACGAAGAGACUGGAGAAAUCUCUAUCAUCGUCUCAGAUGUCCUGCAGGGAGGCCCAGCGGACGGCCUGCUAUUUGAAAAUGACAGAGUGAUUCAGGUCAAUGCCGUAACCAUGGAUAACGUGCCUCACUCCUUCGCUGUGCAGACGCUCAGAAAAUGUGGGAAGGUGGCCAAAAUUACAGUCAAGAGGCCACGGAAAGUUCCAGUCAACCUGAUGAAACGUGCUCCUUCUCCUGAUGACCGUGUUUUCAGUAACUCUGAGUAUAAUGACGAUUAUGACUAUGACCAGGACCGACGCAGCGUAUACAGCUCACACAGUCAUCUAGACCGUGACCACAGUGCAGAACGAGAACGAAGGGGCUACCCAGAACCCGAGUACCUGUCCAGAGACUAUGAGCGUGGUCGGGGCAGGAGCACAGAGCGUGACCUGAGUCCGGACAGGCAGUAUAGGAGAGACGGGAGUAGGGGACGAAUGCUGGAACGCGAGCGCAGCCCUGAUCGUCGUUACCGUAGCGAACACACCCUCGACCAGGAUCGUAGUCCAGACCGCAGAUAUCGCAGUGACCGCACUUUGGACCGCGACUACAGCCCUGACCGACGUUACCGCAGCGAACGUGCGUUGGAUCGUGAUUACAGUCCUGAUCGUCGAUACCGCAGUGACCGCACACUGGACCGCACACACAGUCCCGAUCCACGUUACAGGAGAGAGCAAAGCCCACCUCGGGGUUACAGAGAGAGAGUGCCUAGUGACUAUGAACACAGGAGGGAAGAACCACUGAAGAGGAGCGGCAGUCGAGACCAUCUGGAUCGCUCAGCUUCAUCAGUUCAACCCCGAGACGCUGAACCCCUGGAGAAGCCACUCAAUGUUGUCCUUCUGAAAAAUCACCCUAAUGAGGAAUACGGCCUGCGACUGGGCAGUCAACUCUUCGUCAAAGAAAUGACCAACACAGGCCUGGCCUCUAAAGAUGGAAAACUGCAAGAGGGUGAUAUCAUUUUAAAGAUAAACGGUACAGUCACAGAGAACCUGUCUCUGAGUGAUGCUGGAAAAUUGAUUGAGAAAUGUCGUGGGAAGCUGCAGCUUAUGGUUCAGAGGGAUCGCACCCAGGUGCUGGUGCGAAUGCCCCAAAUGGCAGACAGCGAUUCUGAGUUGGAUGAUAUCUCUGAGAUUGAGUCAUACCGAUCGUACUCACCUCAGGAUGACAGGAGAGGCCACCAUUCAGACCUUUCCUCACAUUCCUCCAAUGAGAGGCUACGAGAGAAACCCAGAGAAGAGCCUCCAAACAGGCUUGCUAAGAUGGGUGCCAUGCCAACCCCAUUCAGAACCACUGAGGAUCUGCCUCCGCCUUUGGAGAGAGAAGAGCCUGAAAUUGAAGAGACUGCAGCACCAGCGGUCAGUGCAGCUCCAAAAGUCAGUGUCCCUCCAAAGGUCUCUGCACCUCCAAAAGUACUCUUGCGCCCCAGCGCAGAGGACCAAGACAUCUAUGGACCCAACACAGUGAUGGUGCGUUUCAAAAAGGGUGACAGUGUGGGGCUGAGACUGGCAGGAGGGAAUGAUGUGGGCAUCUUCAUCGCCACUGUCCAGGAGGACAGUCCUGCUGAACUGGAGGGACUCCGGACCGGAGACCAGAUCAUGAAGGUGAAUAACAUGGACUUUAGAGGCAUGGUUCGGGAAGAUGCAGUCCUUUAUUUACUCGAGAUACCAAAAGGGGAAGAUGUGACCAUUCUGGUACAAAGCAACCCUGGUGUCUAUAAGGAUAUCCUGGCCUCAGGGCGGGGGGACAACUUCUUUAUCAGGACUCAUUUUGAGUAUGAAAAGGAAAGCCCUCAGGGCUUGUCCUUCUCCAGAGGAGAGAUCUUUAAGGUGGUGGACACUCUAUAUGACGGCAAGCUUGGCAACUGGCUGGCUAUCCGCACAGAUAAAGAAAACCAGCUGAUGGAGAAGGGCAUCAUACCCAACAAGAGCAGAGCCGACCAGAUGGCUAAUGUACAGAACGCCCAGAAAGGAGCUAACAAUGACAGAGGAGACUUCUGGAGACUAAGAGGCCAAAGAGCAGCAAAGAAGAAAGACCUCCGCAAGAGCAGAGAGGAUCUGAGUGCAACUCCUGUUACAACACGCUUCCCAGCCUAUGAGAGAGUGGUGUUACGAGAGGCUGGAUUCAAAAGACCCGUAGUCUUGUUUGGUCCCAUAGCAGAUGCAGCUUGUGAGAAACUAGGCAAUGAGCUCCCAGAUGAGUUUGUGAUUGCAAAGACGGAGCCUAAAGAUGCUGGCUCAGAGAAGUCUUCAGGAGUGGUCAGACUGAACACUAUUAGACAGAUCAUUGAACAGGACCGGCAUGCUUUGCUUGACGUUACACCAAAAGCUGUGGACACGCUGAACUACACGCAGUGGUACCCAAUAGUCAUCUUCUUCAACCCAGACAGCAAGCAGGGUGUGAAAACCAUGAGGAACCGCCUGAUGCCUGGUUCCAACCGCAGCUCCCGCAAGCUCUACGAGCAAGCGGUCAAACUGAGAAAAACAUGCACACAUCUUUUCACUGCUACCAUUGAUCUGAACUCAGCCCAUGAUGCAUGGUUUGGGAGUUUAAAGGAUACCAUAAGAGAGCAACAGGAUCGAGCUGUUUGGGUCUGUGAGGGCAAGCUGGAUGGCUCGGAGGAGGAUAUUGAUCUCCAUGAUGACAGCAUGUCUUACAUAUCGGCCAUGGGUGCUGACUACCUGAGCAUGGACAGUCGUCUGACCAGUGACUAUGAGGACACAGCUGAUGAGGGUGGAGCUUACACAGACAAUGAGCUGGAUGAGCCCGCUGAUGAGCCACAGGUGUCUGCAAUCAGCCGCUCCUCUGAGCCUGUACAGCCAGACGAGAGAAUACAUCCUGUACCUCCAGCUCGCAUGAAGAGAGCAGGCAGCAGGGAGGUGUUGAGAGAACCCAGCCCACCUCCCUCCUUUGUCCCUGAGCCUCCCAAGGUGAGAGCACAGACUCGAGGCGACUCGUCCAGAAGCUAUGACUCCCGCUCCAGCAGUACAGCCAGCAGUGACAGACCAGCUCCACCUCCAGUGGCCCACAAACCCAGCUUCGUACCACGAACCAACACGGCUGAAAUUCCUGAGACAGAUGGUGAAGAUCCAGCAAACCGUUCGUUCAUGGGCAAGAUCAAGGCUUUUGAGAAGAUGGACCAUUUGGCCCGUGCACAAAGGAUGCUGGAACUGCAGGAGGCUGAGCAUGCACGGCUGGAAAUAUCUCAGAAGCAUCCUGACAUCUACGCUGUCCCAAACAAACCAAAGCCCAACCACAACCGACCACAACCCAUUGGGCUGUUUUUCAUGUCUCUGUUUUUUAAUUCCAGUUCAAACUCGGAGAGCCAGUCUGCAUCAUCCAGGCCACCGUACUCAGAGAGUCGCCCUCAUUACCAUGGAGACGAUGAUGAAGAAGAGUAUCGCCGCCAGCUAACUGAGCAGACACGCCGGGGCUAUUACAAUCCUCAAAAAUAUAACGACACCGAACUGUAGGACUCCAUUCCCCAGCAUUCCCUCACCUGACAUCCUGUUUCUAGCCUGUCUGAAAUCCUAAUGCAGGAAGACCUCGAGCCACAAGAACUUACAGAACUUGAGGCCUAACACACGCAAGUCCCUCUGUAUUGUGCUUUUCCACUUUAGAUGAAUAACUUGUACAUGAACAAGCCCAUACUUUCCUUUUGUACUGUGAAAACUGUAUUGGAUUCAAAUCUUUCACUAUAUAUUUGAUAUAUAUUUAGAACCAUACCCUCAGACUCUCACCUUCUCCCCAGAAUGAAUAGGGUCUUACUGAGGUUUGGUGUUUUUCUUUUUUGCUUUUUGUUUUGCUAUUUGUUUUUAUAAUGCAGUUUCUCAGUGUAUAUAUUCAUGUGUAAGUGUAGUUCGUCAUAUGGUAUUUUGUUACGUAUGGUUCUUGGGAAAUAAUGUUCUUGAUUUACAUAGCAGCUGUAUUGGUUUCUAUUGUGAUGGGUGCCCAGCUCUCUAACUUUAAAGUGGCUCUCACAUGGAAUGAUUUAUUGUUAACUUUUGCCUCUCUUCCUGUGUGAAAAAAGGCGUUUAAAAAAAAAAAAGAGUUCAAAUACUGUCAAAGUGCCUUUAGAAAGCCUGUUCAAUGAACUGACAGUUUACCUGGGUGAAGAAACAAAACUAAAUAUUUGCUCUAAGAUUCUAUGAAUGUGACCAAUCAAUUCAUAUGUAUAAAACAAGCAUUAGACCACUUUGAUUUUAAUCUGUGUUAUGCUGAUGCAUCAGGAUUGAUUCUACCUG
Chanos chanos (milkfish) is the source of this 4479-nucleotide messenger RNA. RefSeq names its product tight junction protein 2a (zona occludens 2) (gene tjp2a). The coding region runs from base 109 to 3708 and encodes 1199 amino acids. The record is from RefSeq and is a predicted model, not a curated record. Lineage: Eukaryota; Metazoa; Chordata; Actinopteri; Gonorynchiformes; Chanidae. Gene Ontology annotation, biological process: protein localization to cell-cell junction; positive regulation of blood-brain barrier permeability; cell-cell junction organization. Gene Ontology annotation, molecular function: cell adhesion molecule binding. Gene Ontology annotation, cellular component: plasma membrane; bicellular tight junction. The transcript has 23 exons.